AUGGCUAUUUAUAUUAUCGCAACUGUUCUUGAUCCAAGACUAAAAUUGGAUUAUUACGAAGAAAAUAAUUGGAGCAAAGAUUUUAUCAAUGGCAUUAAAGCAACUAUUCUUCAAAUCUAUAAAAAUAAUUAUGAAUCAUCUUCCUACGAA
Messenger RNA from Racocetra persica, 150 nucleotides. The record is from the annotation of a GenBank genome assembly. Lineage: Eukaryota; Fungi; Glomeromycota; Glomeromycetes; Diversisporales; Gigasporaceae.